GGGAGGGGCGCGCCGGAACCGGAACCGAUCCGACGCCGGAACCGGAACCGAAAGCAGGUUGCCAGGGCCCGAAGAGGGCUGGCGGCGCGGAUCUCGCUCGGCUGCCGGUUCCUUGCUGGAGAAUUUGGCCACAAAGAGUUGCCAAGAUAGCUGGGCCAGGAAGGAAGCGCCGCAGCCCUGACCCAGACGCUGUUGCCGACCCUGGGGCACUCUGGCUGUCCACCAAGCGGCUCAAGAUGUCUGGCGGGGCUAAUGCCUCGGGCCCAAGGAGGGGGCCCCCAGGAUUGGAGGAGGCCACUAGUAAGAAGAAGCAAAAGGAUCGAGCAAACCAGGAGAGCAAAAACGGAGAUCCUAGGAGAGUGUCCACUCCUCAGGAGGAGCAGACCAAAGAGGAGGUGUUGUUAGCGUGGAGGCAGAGUGCAGAUGAGGUGAUUGUCAAGCUGCGCUUGGGAGCAGGCGCCCUCCAGCUGGAGGACGUGAACAGUGUCUUCACAGACACUCACUGUGCGGUGAGGCUUCCAGAUGGUCGGCAGUGGGGUGGUGUCUUCUAUGCCGAGAUCGAAAGUUCUUGUGUCAAAGAGCAGGCCCGCAAGGGUGGCCUCUUGCAGCUGGUGCUUCCCAAGAAGGUGCCUCUGCUCACAUGGCCUACCCUCCUGAAGAAACCUCUGGGGACCCAGGACCUGGCAUCUGGGCUGCGGUGCCAGGAGAAUGGGCAGGAGCUGUCUUCUGUUGCCCUGGAGCCUGGCCCCGAGCCCCGCAGGGCCAAGCAGGAGGCCCGGAACCAGAAGCGGGCCCAGGGCCGUGGCGAGGUGGGCUCAGGGGCUGGCCCCGGGACCCAGGCCGGGCCCAGCGCCAAGAGGGCUGUGCAUCUCCGCAGAGGGCCUGAGGGGGAAUCUCGGAAGGAUGGUCCUGGACCCCAGGGCGAUGCCCCACCCUUCCUGGUCGAGCCAGCCACCCAGGCUGGGGCUGAGGAACAGCUCCGAGUCCCACCAUUGAAACCCCAGGGCUCAGAGGAGAAUCGAGCCCCUCUGGUGGGAGAGAAGGCAGUAUCCCCCAGGAGUGGCCCACUCUCCCCAACAAUUACCCGGAGCAGAGACGCUGGGAAAGGUGACCAGUCCAAGGAAGAGGCGGCAGUGACAGCAGAUGCUGCAACCUUGGCAGAUGACCCCGAGUCCAUGGUGAGCCUGGCCUUUGUCAAGAAUGACUCGUAUGAAAAGGGGCCAGACUCCGUGGUGGUUCACGUGUAUGUGAAGGAGAUCUGCAGGGACAUGUCCCGCGUGCUUUUCCGUGAGCAGGACUUCACGCUCAUCUUCCAGACCAGGGAUGGAAACUUCCUGAGGCUGCACCCGGGCUGCGGGCCCCACACCAUCUUCCACUGGCAGGUGAAGCUCAGGAACCUGAUUGAGCCUGAGCAGUGCACCUUCUGUUUCACGGCCUCUCGCAUCGACAUCUGCCUCCGUAAGCGGCAGAGUCAGCGCUGGGGGGGCCUGGAGGCCCCAGCUGCACGAGGUGCAGUGGGUGGUGCAAAGGUUGCCAUGCCGACAGGUCCAACCCCUCUGGAUUCAACUCCUCCGGGCAGUGCCCCACACCCACUGACUGCCCAGGAGGAAGCCCGGGCUGUGGAGAAGGAGAAACCCCAGGCUCGCUCUGAGGACCCAGGGCUGGAUGGUGUGGCCGCUCGCACCCCCGUGGAGCAUGUUGCCCCCAAGCCUGAGCCACACUUGGCCUUGCCUAAGCCCACAUGCAUGGUGCCCCCCAUGCCACACAGCCCUGUGAGUGGGGACAGCGUGGAGGAAGAGGAGGAAGAAGAGAAGAAGGUGUGUUUGCCAGGCUUCACUGGCCUUGUCAAUCUAGGCAACACUUGCUUCAUGAACAGUGUCAUCCAGUCUCUGUCCAACACACGCGAGCUGCGGGACUUCUUCCAUGACCGCUCCUUUGAGGCCGAGAUCAAUUACAACAACCCCUUGGGGACCGGUGGGCGACUGGCCAUCGGCUUUGCUGUGCUGCUGCGGGCGCUGUGGAAGGGCACCCACCACGCCUUCCAGCCGUCCAAGCUGAAGGCCAUUGUGGCGAGCAAGGCCAGCCAGUUCACGGGCUAUGCGCAGCACGACGCCCAGGAGUUCAUGGCUUUCCUGCUCGAUGGGCUGCAUGAGGACCUGAACCGUAUCCAGAACAAGCCCUACACGGAGACCGUGGACUCAGAUGGGCGGCCUGAUGAGGUGGUGGCUGAGGAAGCGUGGCAGCGGCACAAGAUGAGGAACGACUCUUUCAUCGUGGACCUAUUCCAGGGCCAGUAUAAGUCGAAGCUGGUGUGCCCUGUGUGCACCAAGGUCUCCAUCACCUUUGAUCCAUUCCUCUACCUGCCGGUGCCCUUGCCCCAGAAGCAGAAGGUCCUCCCUGUCUUCUAUUUUGCGCGGGAGCCGCACUCCAAGCCCAUCAAGUUCCUGGUGAGUGUCAGCAAGGAGAACUCCAGUGCCAGCGAGGUGCUGGACUCCCUCUCUCAGAGCGUCCACGUGAAGCCUGAGAACCUGCGUCUGGCGGAGGUGAUUAAGAAUCGCUUCCACCGUGUGUUCCUGCCCUCCCACUCCUUGGACACCGUGUCCCCAUCUGAUGUCCUCCUCUGCUUUGAGCUUUUGUCCCAAGAAUUGGCGAAGGAGCGGGUGGUGGUGUUGCAGGUACAACAGCGCCCCCAGGUGCCCAGCAUCCCCAUCUCCAAGUGUGCGGCCUGCCAGCGGAAGCAGCCGUCGGAGGAUGAGAAGCUGAAGCGCUGUACCCGGUGCUACCGCGUUGGCUACUGUAACCAGCUCUGUCAGAAAACGCACUGGCCUGAUCACAAGGGCCUCUGCCGCCCUGAGAACAUUGGCUACCCCUUCCUGGUCAGUGUACCUGCCUCCCGCCUCACUUAUGCCCGCCUUGCUCAGCUGCUGGAGGGCUAUGCCCGAUACUCGGUGAGCGUGUUCCAGCCACCCUUCCAGCCUGGCCGCACAGCCUUGGAGUCCCAGGGCCCUGGCUGUACUUCACUGCUCUCUGCUAGCUCUCUGGAGGCUGGAGACAGUGAACAGGACCCUAGCCAACCUCCUGAGCUCCAGCUGGUGACCCCUGUGGCUGAAGGGGACACGGGGCCCCCCCGAGUGUGGUCAGCCCCCGAGCGGGGCCCCGUGCCCAGCACCAGUGGAGUUUCUCCAGAGAUGCUGGCCAGUGGGCCCCCUGAGGUUGGCUCCUUGUCCACUGGUGAGAGAAUAUCCCGACCCGAAGCUGCCAUCCCCGGCUACCAGCAUCCAAGCGAAGCCCUGAGCGUGCACACAUCCCAGUUCUUCAUCUACAAAAUUGAUGCAGCCAACCGAGAGCAGCGGCUCGAAGACAAAGGAGAGGCCCCAAUGGAGCUGGGCGAUGACUGCAGCCUGGCUCUGGUCUGGCGGAACAACGACCGCCUGCCUGAGUUUGUUCUAGUGGCCUCCAAGGAGCUGGAAUAUGCUGAGGACCCAGGCUCAGCCGGCGAGGCCGCCCGUGCUGGCCACUUCACCCUGGACCAGUGCUUGAACCUCUUCACGCGGCCCGAGGUGCUGGCACCCGAGGAGGCCUGGUACUGCCCGCAGUGCAAACAGCACCGCGAGGCCUCCAAGCAGCUGCUGCUGUGGCGCCUGCCGAACGUGCUCAUCGUGCAGCUCAAGCGCUUCUCCUUUCGCAGUUUCAUCUGGCGGGACAAGAUCAAUGACUUGGUGGAGUUCCCUGUUCGGAAUCUCGACCUGAGCAAGUUCUGCAUUGGCCAGAAGGAGGAGCAGCUGCCCAGCUACGACCUGUACGCCGUCAUCAACCACUACGGAGGCAUGAUUGGUGGCCACUACACGGCCUGUGCCCGCCUGCCCAGUGACCGCAGCAGCCAGCGCAGUGACGUGGGCUGGCGCUUGUUCGAUGACAGCACAGUGACGACUGUGGAUGAGAGCCAGGUUGUGACGCGCUAUGCCUAUGUGCUCUUCUACCGCCGGCGGAACUCUCCCGUGGAGAGACCCCCCCGGGCUGGCCACGCUGAGCACCACCCAGAUCUAGGCCCUACAGCCGAGGCUGCUGCCAGCCAGGGACUAGGCCCUGGCCAGGCCCCCGAGGUGGCCCCCCCGCGGACAGCCCCUGAGCGCUUCGCCCCCCCUGUGGACCGCCCAGCCCCCACCUACAGCAACAUGGAGGAGGUCGAUUAGUAGGUCCCUGGCAGGUGGGGGGACUGGGUUUGGGGAUCCCCCACAGAUGGCCAGCUCUUGACCGCUUCUCCGUUUCUAACCCAGAGGACCCUGGCUCCAUCAAAGGGGAGUUGGGGGCCAUGAUUUGGGGAUAGAGACCUCUCAGGUGGGGUCCUGUUGUCAGUUCGGCCCCCUGACCAGUGGGCCGUGACUUCUCCAGCUGCCUCCCAGUGCUGCGUGAUUUGAUUCUCACUUGUACCUUGAAUUCUUUCUGAUCUGCAUUAUAAACGUUAAUUUUAUUCUUAAAACUGUACUUUUUUUUUUGCAUUUUGGAAGUGAUUGCUGCUGUUUAAAUAUAUUUUAAAAAUAAAUAAUGAUAAGCGGACUUAGUGACUGGUGCACUGGGUGCCGUGGCCACCUC
Messenger RNA from Echinops telfairi (small Madagascar hedgehog), 4593 nucleotides. It is a transcript of the gene USP19, whose product is annotated as ubiquitin specific peptidase 19. Gene Ontology annotation, biological process: protein deubiquitination. The transcript is spliced from 27 exons. The record is from RefSeq and is a predicted model, not a curated record. Bases 237 to 4193 code for a protein of 1318 amino acids. Lineage: Eukaryota; Metazoa; Chordata; Mammalia; Afrosoricida; Tenrecidae. Gene Ontology annotation, molecular function: cysteine-type deubiquitinase activity.